Molecule: messenger RNA, 2124 nt
Organism: Condylostylus longicornis
Lineage: Eukaryota; Metazoa; Arthropoda; Insecta; Diptera; Dolichopodidae
Product: protein MTO1 homolog, mitochondrial
Exons: 9
Coding region: 99-2087 (662 amino acids)
Biological process (GO): tRNA wobble uridine modification; tRNA methylation
Cellular component (GO): cytosol
Molecular function (GO): flavin adenine dinucleotide binding
Source: RefSeq, a predicted model, not a curated record
UGUCAUUGGAUAAAUUGACGGCGAACAAAAAAUGUCAGUGUUAUUUAUAUUUUCGGAUUAAAUUUUCUAGUGCUUACGAAAACAGUACAUUUUAGAAUAUGUUUUUAUACAACACCGUGCUCAGAAAAAUUAAACUGUCCAACUUUCCAAAAAUUAAUUUUAGAAACUUUUCAAAUUAUGAUGUGAUAGUUAUUGGUGGUGGACAUGCCGGUACAGAAGCGUGUGCAGCCUCAUCUCGUAUGGGUGCAAGAACAUUGCUUGUUACUCAUAAAAAGGAAACAAUAGGAGAAAUGUCAUGUAAUCCAUCUUUUGGCGGAAUUGGAAAAGGUCAUUUAAUAAGGGAAGUUGAUGCGUUAGAUGGCAUUUGCGGUAGAUGCUGUGAUAUAUCUGGAGUACAAUACAAGGUUUUAAAUAAAAAGAAGGGGCCAGCGGUUUGGGGUCCGAGAGCACAAAUUGAUAGACUAUUGUAUAAAAAGGCUGUUCAAAAUGAAUUGUUCAACAUCCCCAAUUUAGAUAUUGUUUGUUCAGCUGUUGAGGACUUAUUAAUUGAAAGAUCUGAAGAGAUACGUAAUGGAGACUCAGUGAAUUGUUUGGGAGUUGUUUUAAAAAAUGGAGAUAAAAUCAAAUCUAAGUCAGUAAUUAUAACAACUGGAACAUUCUUACGAGGUCAAAUUAAUAUUGGCUUGGAAGUUAAACCAGCUGGAAGAAUGGGGGAUGAACCUUCAAUUGGUUUGGCCAAAAGUUUAGAAUCACUGAAUUUUCGAAUAGGUCGAUUAAAAACUGGAACUCCUCCUCGCAUUCGAGGUGAUUCAAUAAAUUACAAUAUAGUCGAAAAACAUUUUGGUGAUAAUCCUCCAGUUCCAUUUUCUUUUUUAAAUGAUAAAGUUUGGCUAAAGGCUGAAGAUCAAAUGCUGUGUUAUUUAACAUAUACAAAUGAAAAUGUAAAUAAAAUUGUAAAAAAUAAUCUUCAUCAAAAUCGGCAUGUAGCAGAAGAGAUUACAGGACCUCGUUAUUGCCCUUCGAUUGAAUCUAAAGUGCUACGCUUUUCCAAGAAAUCUCAUCAGGUUUGGUUGGAGCCAGAAGGAUUUUCUAGUGAUUUAAUAUAUCCACAAGGUUUAUCUUGUACAUUACCGGAAAAACUUCAGGUAGAACUUAUAAGAACUAUACCAGGACUCGAAAAUGCAAAUGUUGUAAAACCGGGGUAUGGAGUGGAGUAUGACUAUGUUGAUCCAAGAGAGUUAUAUCCUUCAUUAGAAACGAAAAAAAUAUGUAACUUGUUUUUGGCUGGUCAGAUAAAUGGCACAACAGGCUAUGAAGAAGCAGCUGGGCAGGGAAUUAUAGCAGGUGCCAACGCGGCGGCAAAGGCCUUAGAUAGAGAACCUUUAAUUUUAAGUAGGACUGAUGGAUAUAUUGGUGUUUUAAUAGAUGAUCUAACAACCCUAGGAACAAAUGAGCCUUAUCGAAUGUUUACCAGCCGCGCUGAGUUCAGACUUAUUUUGCGUCCUGAUAAUGCAGAUAUAAGACUCACAGAAAAGGGAUAUAAAAUUGGAAUUGUUUCUGAAAAUAGAUAUAAAAAACUUAUAGAAACAAGAGAGAAAUUAGAAAAAGGCAUUUCCAUACUUAAAUCUAUUAAAAAAGGAUCUAAUCAAUGGCGUAAGCAAUUAGGACUACCAUCUUCUAAAGCUUCUGUUGAAAAAAGCGCUUAUGAAAUGCUUUCCAUAGCAGGAGACAACAUUACAGUUCAAGAUUUAGUGAAUGUGGAGCCGAAAUUAUUUGGAUUUCUUAGGGAUGAAAAAGGUAUUUCAGAUCGUAUAAAAAUUGAAUCUUUAUACGACCAUUUUGUUAAAGAACAAAGCAAAGAAGUUGAAGAAAUAAGAACAGAAGAACUUUUAAUGAUUCCAAAGAAUAUAGAUUAUUUUUCAAAAUCUCUCAGUUUUUCUAAUGAAGAAAGGGAAAAAUUAUCGAUUAUUCAACCACAAACAAUUGCAGCCGCUAGUCGAAUACAAGGCAUAACACCAUCAACUAUUGUUCGACUGUUAAGAUUUGUAAAACAAAAAAAUAGUUUAAAAGAUUGUAAUUUUACGUAAUUUAAUGAAAAUAAAUUUGUUUUUGAAUUAAAAGUUU